Molecule: messenger RNA, 2762 nt
Organism: Stegastes partitus (bicolor damselfish)
Lineage: Eukaryota; Metazoa; Chordata; Actinopteri; Pomacentridae
Gene: ctbp1l
Product: C-terminal binding protein 1-like
Exons: 11
Coding region: 203-1546 (447 amino acids)
Biological process (GO): regulation of transcription by RNA polymerase II
Cellular component (GO): nucleus
Molecular function (GO): NAD binding; DNA-binding transcription factor binding; transcription coregulator binding
Source: RefSeq, a predicted model, not a curated record
GAUCGGGAGAGAGGGAACACCACCGACGCACGCACACUGUCUCAGCACUCCUCAAAGAGUUUAUUCGGGUGUAAACUAAGUUGGCAACCUGACUGGCACAACACACAUUGUUCUCCAGGUGAUACUAAGUGGACAUCGUUAACGGGGCCCCGCUAGCACUUGGAUCUGUUCUUCUCUGUCCCAGGUUAAGACUACUUGGUCUAUGGCUCUGAUGGACAAGCACAAACAGGUCAAGCGGCAGAGACUUGACCGCAUUUGUGAGGGUAUCCGACCCCCCAUCCUGAAUGGGCCAAUGCACCCGCGGCCCCUGGUGGCCCUGCUGGAUGGCCGCGACUGCACUGUGGAAAUGCCCAUCCUCAAAGAUGUGGCCACAGUGGCUUUCUGCGAUGCCCAGUCCACACAAGAGAUCCAUGAGAAGGUGCUAAAUGAGGCAGUGGCCGCUCUGCUGUACCACACUAUCACUCUAUCCAGGGACGACUUGGAAAAGUUUAAAGGUCUACGAGUAAUUGUCAGGAUUGGCUCCGGCUUUGACAAUGUUGACGUCAAAGCAGCUGCUGAGCUUGGCAUUGCUGUCUGUAACGUGCCAGCGGCCUCAGUGGAGGAGACGGCCGACACUUCGCUAUGUCUGAUUCUCAACCUGUACAGGCGAGUCACCUGGAUGCACCAGGCUCUAAGGGAGGGAACCCGGGCCUCUAGUGUGGAGCAGAUCAGGGAGGUGGCUGGUGGUGCUGCUCGCAUCCGGGGCGAGACGCUGGGCAUUAUCGGUCUAGGUCGUGUUGGUCAGGCGGUGGCUCUGCGGGCCAAGGCCUUUGGCUUUGGCGUGAUCUUUUAUGACCCCUACCUGCCUGAUGGUGUGGAACGCUCGCUUGGCCUGCAGCGAAUGGCCACCCUGCAGGACCUGCUCAUCCACUCUGACUGUGUAUCCCUGCACUGCAGCCUCAACGAGCACAACCACCACCUCAUUAAUGACUUCACCAUCAAACAGAUGCGUCAAGGAGCCUUCCUGGUGAACACGUCAAGAGGCGGUCUGGUUGAUGAGAAAGCACUGGCUCAGGCCCUGAAGGAGGGCCGGAUACGAGGGGCCGCCCUGGACGUCCACGAGACAGAACCCUUCAGUUUUUCAACAGGCCCUCUGAAGGACGCCCCGAACCUGAUCUGUACCCCGCACACAUCUUGGUACAGUGAGCAGGCCUCCAUUGAGGCUCGCGAGGAGGCAGCCAGGGAAGUGCGCCGGGCCAUCACUGGGCGUAUCCCUGACAGUCUGAAGAACUGUGUUAAUAAGGAGUAUCUGAUGGCAGCCUCUCAGUGGCCCACCAUGGAGGCAGCUACUGUUCACCCAGAACUUAAUGGAGCCACCUACAGAUUUCCUCCCGGUCUGAUCAAUGUUGCAACAGGGGGUCUCCCAGGAGCCGGCGCAGGCGUUGAAAGCCUGGUUUCAGGAACCCUGGCACAUGGCAUCGCCCCCGUCUCCCACCCUCCUCACGCCCCGUCCCCGGGGCAGCCUACUAAGGCCGAAGCCGACAGAGACAUCCCCUCCGACCAAUAGCCCCCUCCGCCGCCGCCAGCACAUUCCGUCAUCUCUGGAAACCAACCCCCACCUCCCAGGAUCAGACACAACCCGACCCUCCAGUACAUCGGCAGCACCAGUUUGACCUGACGUGGAUCUACAGUCUUUUCUCAGAUCACAUAACCAGCCCAAGAGUGACCUAUCCACAGUUAGCCCCAUCCCUCCCACAACCCCUAGAACACACACAUCCUCCAUCCUCAUCUCACCCGUCACCCCCUCCCCCCCCUUUUCACUCCCCCAACUACGUCAGCAAUAACUGUGUUCUCAAGGAUUCAAUGAUUGGAUUGGCUUAUUUCCUUAGUUGGCUGUUGUUUUAAAGGAAAGUUGAUCUGUUGUGGUUCUAGGUGUUAAUGUUUGUUUGUAAAAAGAAAAAAAUAGCAUUUCUGACAUGAGGCUUUACAGUCUACCGCCUCCUGCAGUCCUCCUCUGGUUCUGACCACUAGAGGCCCAGAGGCAGAAGGGUUGAAGCCCCACUUUGUACAUUAAUGGCUCAUGUUACUGCUCUCUUCUUCUUCUUCUUUUCGUUUUUUUUUUUUUUUCUUUUCCCCCUCACCCCCUCCACCCUUCUUAUGAUGGGGGGAAAAUGUGUACUGAAGCAAACCAGACAGAUUGACAAACAGUACAUCCUGUCCUCCCCACCGAUCAUCUAGCUACCCCUUAGCCCAUUUUUGCCCUCAUCUCUCCCUGGCACUGUCGUCAGCUCGCUCAGCAGAGGAAUCCAAAAUGCGGUCAGUGUGGAGGUCCCCGACUGUCAAAUGUUUUAUCUUCUCAGCCCAUACUUAAGCUUUAGAGAGUGAUGCCCAGUGUUUUUUUUUUGUUUUUUGUUGUCAAAUUUGUGUAGUUUUUAGGACCCUGCUUUACACAUGCUUUGCCCCCUCAUGGAUUAUUUUAUCAUGAGAUGAUAGCUUAGGAGCAUCAUAUCAGAGAGCACCUCGGCGCCUUGGUAUGAAUUUCCAUCUCCUGCCAGCAGCCAGAGUGCAGCGUGUCAAGUCUUGUGCUCACGGUGCCCGCAGAGGCCUCGCCAGCAGAGGGCGCCGCCUGGCUGCUCAGAGCCCAGAGAGUCGCCUGCAGCUCAUUUCAGGUCAACAGACGGACAGUUCCAGGUUAGCUUCAGUGACGACACACACUGCCGACAUACAUUCAAAACACAGGAGGGGUGACCAGGGAUCGACUACCGCCUUAUUGUUUGAUAAGA